AAGGUGAGGGACUAGGGUUGGCCAGUUAUAUAUGCAGACAAAAACAAACCUCACCUUUGGACUUUUCUCUCUCUACUAAGCCAGCCAGGUGUUUAGCGUUUCGAGGAAGAGGAGGAGGAGAAGAAAUUAAAGCACUUCUCCUUUGAGAGAUUGCUAACCCCCCCUUUUCCUGUUCGUAGAUCCAUUGAUCAAUCCGUCCCCAAUUAUAUUGGACCUUGAUUUGGGCUUUUCGGAUCAGCAAGAUGUUCUUGGUAGAUUGGUUCUAUGGAAUUCUAGCAACGCUUGGAUUGUGGCAGAAGGAGGCUAAGAUCUUGUUUUUGGGCCUCGAUAAUGCCGGCAAAACCACCUUACUCCAUAUGUUGAAAGAUGAGAGAUUGGUUCAACAUCAGCCAACACAAUAUCCGACGUCAGAGGAGCUUAGUAUUGGCAAGAUCAAGUUCAAAGCAUUUGACUUGGGUGGUCAUCAGAUUGCUCGACGUGUUUGGAAAGAUUAUUAUGCUAAGGUGGAUGCUGUUGUAUACUUGGUGGAUUCCUUUGACAAAGAAAGGUUUGCGGAGUCCAAGAAAGAGCUGGAUGCUCUGCUCUCUGACGAGUCCUUGGCAACUGUUCCUUUCCUGAUACUGGGUAACAAGAUAGACAUCCCAUAUGCUGCCUCAGAAGAUGAACUGCGUUACCAUAUGGGGCUAACGGGCGUCACCACUGGCAAAGGGAAGGUAAACCUGGCAGAUUCCAAUGUCCGUCCAGUUGAGGUAUUCAUGUGCAGCAUAGUCCGCAAAAUGGGAUAUGGAGAAGGCUUCAGAUGGAUGUCUCAGUAUAUCAAGUAAUGGGUCUAGGAAGUGACAUUUUGUAAUUCUGUUUUAAUUCUUACUUUUGUACCGGAUAAAUUGAAGAUGUUUAUUUAUCACUAUGGGCUAUAGUUUCUCUUGUUCCAGGUUUCUAGUGAAACAGUAAAAGAAGUAUUCUCUACUAGAUUCUCUAGUCUUCAAUUAUUAUAGAAAAUAUAAUGAUGGUAGUGAGAGUCUAAACCAUUCAACUUACCAUGAUGAAUUAGUGCUUUUUGGACUCUUUUGUUGAACAUUGUUGCAUGAAUUUUGAACAUAUGGCGUCGUUAAUUUA
Nicotiana attenuata is the source of this 1116-nucleotide messenger RNA. Its product is annotated as GTP-binding protein SAR1A-like. The transcript has 3 exons. Gene Ontology annotation, cellular component: COPII vesicle coat; endoplasmic reticulum exit site. The coding region runs from base 243 to 824 and encodes 193 amino acids. Gene Ontology annotation, biological process: intracellular protein transport; membrane organization; vesicle organization. The record is from RefSeq and is a predicted model, not a curated record. Lineage: Eukaryota; Viridiplantae; Streptophyta; Magnoliopsida; Solanales; Solanaceae. Gene Ontology annotation, molecular function: GTP binding; GTPase activity.